UAGGGGAACUACCCUUCUUUGUGAACUCUUGCUCGGGCCCGUGACCCCGCCCGGCCCAGACCCGAGCCCAGGCGGGAACCGGCGGCGGCGGCGGCGACGGCGACGGUGACGGCCGUGGUCGCGCAUCGGCAGUCCGGCGUCGCAACGAGCCUCAGCUCUCCCUCUCUCCCAGAUCCGGCCGCCGCGCGCCCGAAGAACCGCCCCCCUACUCGACGGACGCCCGGCGAGAUGCCGCGCGACCGCGACGAGCCGGCGGCCGUGCGCGUCUACACGGUCUGCGACGAGUCCAAGUACCUCGUCGUCCGGAACGUGCCGGCCCUCGGAUGCGGCGACGAGCUCGGCUCCGUGUUCGCGGCGUACGGCCCCCUGGAAGAGUGCAAGCCCAUGGACGCCGAGGACUGCGAGGAGUACACCGACGUCUACUUCAUCAAGUUCGCGCAGGUCAGCAACGCGAGGUUUGCAAAGAGGAAGUUGGAUGAGUCUGUAUUUAUGGGCAACCGGCUGCAGGUUUCAUAUGCACCUCAGUUUGAAAGUCUUCUGGAUACCAAGGAGAAACUGGAAGUCAGGAGAAAUGAAGUCCUCACACGAAUAAGAUCACCUGCUGGAAGCAGACCUGAAGGGCUAUCUCAAUAUUCACUGGGUCAGGGAUCAUCUAGUGGGAACCCACACCAUCAUAUGAACUCCAACAAGAGAGAAUACGCGAAGACAAUGCAUGCUACUCAUAUCGAAGAUGCUCGUUUCAGCCAUGUGCCCUCUAAUAAGGACUAUUUCCCGUCCGAGUCGAUGAAUGCAACUGUAAAUCUAGUGAGGCAGAAGCUUGAUAAGAUACAGUCCGGCGGCGAUACUUCCGAUGCUGCUGCCGCUGCAUCCAAGAAACCACGGGUUGAUAACCGCAGGCGUAUUUGAACCAUUGGAUGACACAGGCGUUCCGGCCUGUGUUUUAGCCUCUGUUUUGUGCACUUAGACUUACCCUGUCAUCAUUGUUGUGUGCACUUACCUUGUCGUCGUUCGCAGUAGGUCUUUGGCUUGUCGCUUAGCAAUGUAUGCUCCAGAGAAAAUGGUGUAUUGAUGCCAGGCUCAGCAGCUGUUCAUAUGCUGCUUACUCUGUUGUGUUGUCCAUAAGAUUUGUCUUUCUCGCUAA
Messenger RNA from Aegilops tauschii subsp. strangulata, 1141 nucleotides. RefSeq lists its product as uncharacterized. Lineage: Eukaryota; Viridiplantae; Streptophyta; Magnoliopsida; Poales; Poaceae. Gene Ontology annotation, molecular function: RNA binding. Gene Ontology annotation, cellular component: nucleoplasm. The record is from RefSeq and is a predicted model, not a curated record.